ACGAGUGACGUUUCACAGUAUAAACCGAAUAACGCAAGCUUUAGGGGAGGAAAAAAUGAUGCAACCUGCGGGUACCCAGGGUGUUAUCAUAAUAAAAAAAACCCUGUUCCAUCAGCUAUAGUGGAGUCGUGGUUCUGAAGAUGUAGUACUCCACUAAUCCCUUGCGCCAGUUGGUGGAAAUCCCCACGUGGUUUCGACUCCUGUAUAAAAACUUUGGGUGUGCGGGAGCCCCUGUUGUCGUGAAUGCAAAGGGAGAAAAGGGUCUCAGUGAGCAGCAUCUUGCAGGACGCACCGGAGCUGGCCAUCUACAGCCGCGCGCACCGGACACGGUACCCAGGCGCAUACACAAAAGACCCCCGGAGAUAACCGAGCGCUGUUUACUCUUCCUUUGGGACUGCAGCUGUGUAGAAGAAGUGGAGUUUUUUCUGCAUGUUUUGAAUGGAAAAGAGUGGACUGAACGCAUUUGGACACCGAUUGGGCUUUUUUUCUUAGACUAAUGGGCGAGGCAGUGUGUGUUUUUGUCCUCGUUUGUUUUGGGUAGAUUACACGUCUGAAGUGAACGUGGUAUGACAGAAGAAGCGCGUCAACCAUCAAACCCCCUCGAGCGCGUCUCGCAAUCAAGAAGAGAGAUGAACUUUUAUUUUGUGCAGAGAAGAGACGCGUUGCUGGAUAACAAGCUGAAUGCAUAAUGACUGGAGUUAAUUAGCCUCACAAUUGCAGCAGCACUAUUGUAUGUUUGGGGAAUACAAAGAUUUCUUUGGAUAUCUUGAGGCGUCUCACUUUUGGAGCCAAAUUGGAUGUUCUCCCGGAACUCGCAAAUUUGUAAAUGAAAAGUAGCAUUAACCUCAGUGUGUGUGUUUAAUAUAUUCAGUCUUCUCUUCCGUAGUGUUCGGACUGUAAUCUUAAAUUUAGAAAAAAUGAGCUUAUACAGCGUGGCGUUGUCCUGUUUAGUUGCGUGCGUUCUCUCCGUGCGCUGCAGCUCAGUGACCGGCACAGAGACUCAGAGUUCGCCCCAGGAGUCGUGCGCGUCCUGCGGCCUCAGGGCGCCGGAUCAGUCGGAGAGGGUGAACAUAGACUUCUUAGAGGCGGUGAAGAGGCACAUACUGAACCGGCUGCAGAUGAGAGACAGACCCAACAUCACUCAUCCCAUCCCGAAGGCUGCGAUGGUGACAGCGCUGAGGAGGCUGCACGCCGGGAAAGUGCGAGAGGACGGCCGGGUGGAGAUCCCCAACUUUGACGGACAGGCUGCCUUCAACAACGAGGUUCAAGCAGAGACCUCAGAGAUUAUCAGCUUCGCCGAAUCAGAUGAGCACACAUCCUCCAAGUCCGGUCUGUACUUCCUCAUCUCCAACGAGGGAAACCAGAACCUGUUCGUGUCCCAGGCGAACCUGUGGCUCUACUUCCGUGUGCUGCCAGCUGGUCCUGAGAAGGGCCUCCGCAGGAAGGUGACGGUCAAGAUCCACUACCAGGAGGCCGGGGCUGCCGGCGGUGCAGAGGGAGGCCCGGGAGGUGGUGGUGGAGGGGGCACAGGCCGCUGGGCCCUGGUGGAGAAGCGGGUGGAUCUGAAACGCAGCGGCUGGCAUACUUUCCCCCUCUCUGAGGCGAUCCGGGCCGUGUUCGGGAAAGGGAGCCGGCGGCAGGACCUGGAGGUCCAUUGUGAGGGCUGUGAGACAGCAGGUGUGGCGCCGGUGCUGGUGGACCCGGGCGACCCGUCCCACCGGCCCUUCCUGGUGGUGCGCGCGCGGCAGGUGGACGGAAAGCACCGCAUUCGCAAGCGAGGGCUGGAGUGCGACGGUACCAGCGGGGGCCUGUGCUGCCGGCAGCAGUUUUACAUUGACUUCCGCCUUAUCGGCUGGAACGACUGGAUCAUUGCGCCGGCUGGCUAUUACGGCAACUACUGUGAAGGCAGCUGCCCAGCCUACAUGGCAGGUGUGCCAGGCUCGGCUUCAUCCUUCCACACAGCAGUAGUUAACCAGUACCGCAUGAGAGGGAUGAGCCCGGGGUCGGUCAACUCCUGCUGCAUCCCCACCAAGCUCAGUACUAUGUCCAUGCUCUACUUUGAUGAUGAGUACAACAUCGUCAAGAGGGAUGUGCCCAACAUGAUCGUGGAGGAGUGCGGCUGUGCUUGAGUCCACACUGACCUUUACUUUAUCUAUGAACUUGAAACAGUCAGAAAGGCCUUUUGUACAAACAGGACGUUAUUGUACGGUACACAUAUACGAUAUAUCUAUACCUACUGUAUGUGCAAGCAACACACACACUGGUACAAUCUAGCAAACGCAAGUAUCAGUGCUGUGUCCAUGUGUGCAUGUGUGUGUUUGCACAUUUGUUUGUGCGAGCGUGUUUAUUUAUCAGACUGAGUGACAUGCUCGCUGUCCGAGUUUUGUCCAUUCUGGACAACCGGUCAGCGAUUGGGACGAGAAGGGAAUGAUUAUCACCAAAUGAUACUUUGCUCUAGUUUGCCAUUUCUAGUCAAAAAUAAUGGCCCCGAAUCUCCUCUUGAAUGAAGAUAAAAAGCGCUUAAGGAAAGUGACAGGAUCAGCCGAUGAUAUUAUUGGCUUCACCCCCACACUCCCAACCCCGCUCCUCCAACCCUCUUAAGUACUUUAAGCACAUGACAGACUUUUGUUUUUAUAAAGCACUGACAAUUCAUCAGCUUAUACAAUUCAGAACACCAGCACUUCCCUAGUACGCCGACAGACACAGUCUGACUCUCCUCUCUGGUGGAAUUAGACCGGCAGCGCUUAAUGCCUUGCAGGAUUAUACACUCGGCACUGCAGUGGCAAAAGAAAGUCCUCCGACAGAGCUGCUGUUAUCGUUGUCGUCAUUCUCGCUGUUGACUACGGGCCUCGACCUCAACUCCCUGCCUGUCAAGAGUGCUGCAGGCCCCGUUACCACGACAACCAGGUGAAGAUAGAUCUCAUAAGUGCACUUCACUCGUGCGCUGGGAGUGACAGAGAGAGAGAACUGCUUCCUCCUGCCCCCACCCCCACCCCCUCCCUCUUCCCCCCCUAAGGCUCAGCAGAAGUGGGCCUGCGGACUCGGGAGACUCUAGUUUCGGCCCGGCGGGUCGCCACAGUGCGGUGCAGCACUUGCAGAAACUGAAAUGCACACCCUGAAUAGCACUUGUAUAAAGAAAUGCCUUCCAAGGGGUACUGAGUGUCCUGUCCUAUCGCUAAUUAAGUGCCACAUGAGCUAUGCAAUGUAUAGUAACCUAUACCCAUACUCGACAUGCUCUAUUAGACUGAAUUCUCUUUCGAUCUUUCUCUUUCUCUCUCUCUCUCUUUUUUUUCUCUCUCUCUCUCUCUCUCUCUCUCUCUCCCUCUUUCUCUCUUCAGUCCUCGACUCUUUAUCAAUACUUGAAAUGUAAUCUUUCGCUUCCUUUCCAAAGCGAAUGAUUGUUGUGAUGUUUGCACUGAAAAGUUGCGGGAUUAGUGAAACAAAAAACUGCCAUUGAAAAGUUAUUUUUAUAGAAGUAAAUUGAAUUUUGUUUCAAAUGUAUUUUACCUAAUUAAUGGAACCAAAGAGGCCAAGAUUUUUAGCUAUUGUACUAAGAUGGCAAGGCCAUUGAGUUAUUGUGUACAAUACUGUUUUUUGAUCAUUUGCAAAAGGCCUACCACUGUAUCAGGGUACGAUAUACUGUAUGAUUUCAUUUCUUAGCUCUAUUUUCAUUCUCUGUUUUGUACAAUACGCAACACUUCAUUUUUCAUCUUUUAAUUCUAUUUUUGUUCCAGUUUUCUAUUUAAUAAGAGUUAUUUUUAGUUCCUGUCUAAGAAUCAUUUAGUCAAAUAAAUGUCAUCUGUACAGUUUAUGUAAAAUAAAAUGUUUUCUUAAA
This is a messenger RNA of Thunnus maccoyii (southern bluefin tuna), 3835 nucleotides long. It is a transcript of the gene inhbb, whose product is annotated as inhibin subunit beta B. Gene Ontology annotation, cellular component: extracellular region. Gene Ontology annotation, biological process: SMAD protein signal transduction; BMP signaling pathway. NCBI's taxonomy places the organism in Eukaryota, Metazoa, Chordata, Actinopteri, Scombriformes, Scombridae. The record is from RefSeq and is a predicted model, not a curated record. The transcript has 2 exons. Gene Ontology annotation, molecular function: growth factor activity; cytokine activity. Bases 918 to 2129 code for a protein of 403 amino acids.